This is a messenger RNA of Morone saxatilis (striped sea-bass), 3766 nucleotides long. RefSeq names its product nucleolar and coiled-body phosphoprotein 1 (gene nolc1). Lineage: Eukaryota; Metazoa; Chordata; Actinopteri; Moronidae. The transcript has 15 exons. The record is from RefSeq and is a predicted model, not a curated record. Bases 32 to 2767 code for a protein of 911 amino acids. Gene Ontology annotation, molecular function: protein binding. Gene Ontology annotation, cellular component: nucleoplasm; nucleolus.
CGCCGUCCCUUCCAGAAAGCUCGUGGUGAAGAUGGCGGCGCAAAGCUCGACUCCGAGUGAUCUGUACAAGUGCGUGUACUCGUUCCUGCUGGACAACAAGUUCACCAAGGCGGCGCAGCAGUUCGUCAAACAAACCAAAGUGAAUCCACAAGAUCAAAAUGAAGAAAGCCUCGUCGACAUCUUCAACUUCUGGGUGAAGUCUCCUGAAGCUAAGAAACGAAAAGCGCCCGCUAACAAGGCCGACGCUACGAACGGUCCAUCCGCCAAGAAAGCGAAACCCAGUGCAGAGAGCUCCAGCAGCGAAGAGUCGAGCAGCGAGGAUGAAGAAGCUGUUGCAAAACCAACCAAAGCAGCCCCUUCAGCUGCCAAGGUUGUGCCCGCUAAAGCAGCAGCUACUAAAGCAGCAUCCAGCAGUAGUGAAGACUCCAGUGACUCUGAGGAGGAGAUGGCUCCUGCAAAGGCUCCUGCAAAGGCUCCUGCAAAGGCUCCCGUGAAGGCGGCGGCUGCUGCUCCCGCUGCGAGGAAGAAGGACAGCAGCUCUAGCAGUGAAGAAUCUGACACUGAGGAUGAACAGCCCGCCAAAGCCCCUGCACCGAAACCCAAGGUAGGCGCACCCAGACCAGCUGUUCCCGCCAAAGGUGCUGCUCAGAAAAAGCAGGAGAGCAGCAGUGAAGACAGUUCCUCUGAUUCUGAAGAUGAAAAACCAGCCAAGGCUCCAGUCAAGCCCGCUCCAGUAAAGCCUGCCGCCGCCGCCGCCGCCGCUGAAUCGAGCAGUGAAGACUCUUCAUCUGAAGACGAGGCCCCACCCAGCAAAAAACCCAAAGCAGGCGCAUACAGUGCAGUCCCACCACCUGCUUCAGUCCAGAAGGCUCCAGCUGCUCGAGCUGCACCAGCAGCCAGCAAGGCCAAGGAGAGCGACUCCUCAGACAGCAGUGAUGACAGCAGUGACGAGGAAGAAGAGAAGAAAGUAGCUGCAAAACCUGCACCAGUAAAGACCACUGCUGCCAAACCCAAUGCGCCCAAACCCGUCGCAAAGAAACAGGAGUCCAGCUCUGAGAGCUCAGAUUCAAGCUCGGAUGAAGAGGAGGCAAAGAAGCCCGCAGCUAAAGUCACCCCAGCUAAAGCAGCCCCAGCCAAACCCGCCCCAGCCAAGGCUGCACCUGCUAAAGAAGACUCCGACUCAUCAAGUUCAGAAGAUGAAGAGGAGGUGAAGAAACCUGCAGCAAAGGUUACUCCUGCUAAGGCUGCUCCAACUAAAGUCACACCUGCUAAAGAAUCUUCCUCAGAGGAGGAUUCCAGUUCUGAGGAGGAGGAGACGGCAAAGAAGCCCGCAGUUAAGCCUGCACCUGCCAAGACUACCCCAGCUAAAAAAGACGAGUCCUCCAGCUCAGAUUCCGAUAGCAGCUCUGAAGAUGAGGCUCCGGCAAAACCUGCCGCCAAAACUGCAGCCACACCUAAACCUGCCGCUGCUUCUAAACCUGCCGCUGCUUCUAAACCUGCCGCUGCUUCUAAACCUCCAGCCAAGGCAGCAGAGAGCAGCUCUGAAGACUCCUCCUCCUCUGAGGAGGAAGAACCAGUGAAAGCCAAGCCAGUGACCAAACCAGCUACCCCAGCUUCUAAGCCUGCUACCCCUGUUGUAAAGCCUGCUGCUGCAGCAGAGAGCAGCUCAGACUCUGACUCCUCCUCUGAAGACGAAGAACCAGCUAAGGCUAAAUCGGCAGCAGCAAAACCUGCAGCAGCUAAAGCAGCUACCCCAGCCUCAAAGCCUGCUACUCCUGCAGCGAAGCCUGCAGCUGCAGCAGAGAGCAGUUCUGACUCUGACUCCUCUGAGGACGAGGAAGAACCAGUGAAGGCCAAGCCUGUAACUAAAGCAGCUACGCCUGCUACAAAGCCUGCAGCAAAGCCGGCUGUCGCCAAGGCCCCUGCAGACUCCAGUGAUGACAGUUCCAGUGAUGAGGAGGAGCCCAAGAAGGCAGCGCCAGCACCCAAGCCUGCGGCCACAAAGGCAGCUGCAGCUCCAAAAAAGAAGGCAGAGGAGAGCAGCUCCGACUCUUCAGACAGCUCUGAUUCAGAUACCAAGGCAAAGUCCACCCCUGCUAAGCCCACAGUCACCAAUGGCAAGGCAGCAACGCCCAAGGCAGCAACGCCCAAGGCAGCCACUCCAGCAGCCAAGGCCCCAGCAAAGCCAGCAGAGUCCUCAUCCAGUGAGAGCAGCUCUGAAGAAGAAGAGGAAGCAGCAGCCAGUAAAAGUACUGUAAAACCUGCAACACCGGCUGCAACAGCCAAGACGACCCCAGCAGCUAAAGCUAAAGAGAGCAGCAGCUCUGAAGACAGUUCAUCAGAGGAGGAGGAGGCCCCACGCAAAGCAGCCACAGCACCCACUACCCCUACGACAAAUGGUACCAAUGGAAAGAGAAAAAGAGAUGAAGAAUCAUCAGAAAGUGAAGAGGAAGAAACAGAUGUCAAGACACCAAAAAAUAAGAAAGCAACGACCACACCACAGACGUUUCCUAAAGCCAAUAAGAAGUCCAACGUACCGUUCCGUAGAAUAGUAGAGGAAACCGUAGAGGUGGACCCCCGUCUUGCAGAUAACUCUUUUGAUGCUAAGUAUGGAGCCGCGGGGGAUUGGGGCCAGAAAGCGAACGAUGUGCUCAGGUUCACAAAAGGCAAAUCAUUCCGCCAUGAAAAGACGAAGAAGAAGAGGGGCAGCUACCGCGGGGGAGCCAUCUCUACCUCCGUCAACUCCAUUAAGUUUGACAGUGACUGAGGACCUUCUCACUAGGAUCCCUCCCACCUGAACUGUACUGUACCUGUGUGAUCAGGACCAUCAGUUGUCUGCUUCCUCCCCCUGUAAACAGUCCCCCCUAUCAUCAUCACCACCCAACAGCAGCAGCACACUGGCAGAGGAAUGUGACCCGUAGAGCUGAGCUGGCACUUGCGUUUAGUUAGCUGCCCUUAGUAAUGGAGAUCAUUCGUUUGAUCUCUGAUCUGAAGCUACAGUCAGUGGAGCUGUGGCAGCAGGAGAGAGAUGUUCCCAGCUGUGACUUCAGACUGUACCGCUAAAGGUUGACAUCCACGUGACAUCACUACCACUUAUAGCCACUAGGUGGCUGCAGGCCACCUGUGAAUGGUGAAAAGGCAGUGUGUGUGUUGGGCCUCUUUUCUUUUUUCUUUUUUUUUUGCUCUUUUUUGCUUUUUUUGCUUGUUCUGACUUUAUCAUGUACUUUUUUUCUCUUUGUAACUUCCAUUUUUUUUUUGUUUUCAAUUCUCUGUAUGAAUGACAGCGAUCCCUCCCAACAGGUUCUUUAUGUUAGGAAAAGGCUGAUGGUGGUGUUUUUUUAAUGGAUCACAUGGAUUCUUGAAGUUUGUUUGGUUGUUAGUCAAUUUUUCUUUGGCCACAUUUAAAUGUGGAGAGGGUGUGUGCUGGGGUUUUUUCUUUUCAUUUACAUUACAUGAACAUUGAGAGAGUAGAACUGAGUUUUAUACUGUGUAUUUAUUAAGUUUUAUUCCAUUUAGGACCUUUCAAGCCAUCUCAAACUAUUCUCAAUCCAUUUUGCGUUGAAACAGAUGCCCCUGUCCUGUCAAACCCUCGCUAAUCUGUUCAUCAUGGAAUUUAUUAUUAACCAACAUACCUGAGAGCCAUGUUUGUUUCAAUCAUUUUGAUUUACUGUAUGAACUCUUGUGUACAUCUGUUAUUUUUUUUUUUAUUGUUAAUUCUCGUAGCGAUAAUUAAAGACUUAACAGAUUAAAAGUUGGUGUGAUUGGA